UCCCUGGUUUUCCAUAUUCACGCUACAAUUCUUUAAAAUACUUUCCCUCACAGAAGUCGAGGGAGGAAGGUGGUGUCUUGUUACAAUGCAAAUUCUUUCUCUUAAAACCCCUCAACAUCUCUCAGCCUCCUGCAGAAUAAAAUCCCAAGUCCUUUAAUAUGACCCAGUUUGAUAUCUUCCCGCCCUUUUGCUAUCCCCUUUCAAGCUCUUUAAGGGCAGAGCCUAGCUCAUUCUUGCCUCGGGGCCUUACAAGUUGAUUCCCGCGCUGAGAAUUGGCUACUCCUCCGAGCCCAAGCUUCUUGUAGUGUUUAUUCCUGGGCCGCCCCCAUUUUCUCCUCUGUCCUGUUCAUUGCUUUGAAGCAUUUAUUUAUAACUAGACUUCCAUUCGCGUGCGUUCACAUCUAUUAUCCAAAAGACAUGCUCUCAUCCCUAGGUGGUCAGGCUCUGGGAAAGAAGGACUGGGUGGGUCUGGCUCCUGAAACUCUCUGUACUGCUCGGCACAUAGUAAGGCGCCUAUUGGUGACUUUGUUUAGGUCAAUAAUAAGUCAGUGCAGGCUGAACCAGGACAGAAUCUCCAACGUAGAGAAAGGGGUUCCAAAGACUCUUCCGCUGACCGAGGCCUAAGUUUCCUCUUCCUCGCCCCGCAGGAAUGCCGUGACUCCAAAGCGCUCCGGGCUGAGGGACAGCUUCUGGCCGGCCGCACAACCUCGCCCGAAUUCUGGUCCACAGUAACCCGAUCUCCCCUUUAGGCGGCGCUCGGGACAGCAGCCGCCCAAAGGCACCGCGAGGCAUCACGGGACUUGUAGUCUCAGCUAUCCAUACCCACUACGCUUGCGCAAUGGUGAAAAGCACACCGCACCCCCAUCGGCGUUCCGGGUCCUCGUGAGAGGCAGUCUAGGUGACAACGUUCCAACCCAAUACAGCUCUUUCUCCCUCUGCGGACAAGCCGAGUGCAGGGAAGACUCUGCUCUGGGAGGGCUAUCAUGAUGCCCUGGAAAGAGGCCGGAAUAAGCAUACCCCCACUCCGGAAGUGAGCGGCUUCUGGCGCGAUGCAUUGUGGGGGGCGUAGUCCUCUUUCCCAGGCGGUCCUUCGCGGCGUCCCCGGGGCCGACUCCGGAGCGCAGGCGGGCAUCCGGGCUGGCGGCGCGGCGCGGGCCAGCGGGAAGCGUGUUCUGGGCACGGGGCGCCGGGCCGGAUCCGCUGCUCAGGGCGGCAGUAGUGGGAGGCUGCCUAAGGCCUCGCGCGGCGCCGCCCGUCGAGGAGCGGGCGGCGGGGGACCGACCCGGCCGUCGAAGGGCGCAAGAGGCCGGUGGGCCGGGCCGGGCCUUGCGGCGCAGCCAUGCCAGGCUUUACGUGCUGCGUGCCAGGCUGCUACAACAACUCGCACCGGGACAAGGCGCUGCACUUUUACACGUUUCCCAAGGACGCUGAGUUGCGACGCCUCUGGCUCAAGAAUGUGUCCCGUGCUGGCGUCAGUGGGUGUUUCUCCACCUUCCAGCCCACCACGGGCCACCGUCUGUGCAGCGUUCACUUCCAGGGCGGCCGCAAGACCUACACGGUGCGGGUCCCCACCAUUUUCCCGCUGCGCGGCGUCAACGAGCGCAAAGUAGCACGCAGACCCGCGGGUGCCGCGGCUGCCCGCCGCCGCCAGCAGCAGCAGCAGCAGCAACAACAGCAGCAACAACAGCAGCAGCAGCAGUCGUCGCCGUCCACCUCCACUGCCCAGACCUCCCAGCUGCAGCCGAACCUUGUGUCUGCCUCUGCAGCCGUGCUCCUCACCCUUCAGGCCGCUGUAGACAGUCAGGCUCCAGGAUCGGUGCCACCGGCGCCCAUCACUCCCACCGGCGAAGACGUGAAGCCCAUAGACCUUACAGUGCAAGUGGAGUUUGCGGCCGCAGAGGGCGCAGCCGCUGCGGCCGCUGCGUCGGAGCUACAAGCUGCUACGGCAGGGCUGGAGGCCGCCGAAUGUCCUAUGGGCCCCCAGUUGGUGGUGGUAGGGGAAGAAGGCUUUCCUGAUACUGGCUCCGACCACUCGUACUCCUUGUCUUCAGGCACCACGGAGGAGGAGCUCCUGCGCAAGCUGAACGAGCAGCGGGACAUCCUGGCGCUGAUGGAAGUGAAGAUGAAAGAGAUGAAGGGCAGCAUCCGCCACCUGCGUCUCACAGAGGCCAAGCUGCGCGAAGAACUGCGCGAGAAGGAUCGGCUACUUGCCAUGGCUGUCAUCCGCAAGAAGCACGGAAUGUGAACGCGUCCCCCUGCGGCGACCUGCAGGACUCGUGGACCCCUUCUAGCCCAGGGGAACCUCAAGCCGCUAUUGAACUCUGUACUCCUGGGGUGCUGGUUGACAGCACUGAGGCUUAAGUGCUGGCAGCUGGACUCUUGCUAGUGAUCUGGCACUCUGACUUGUUUCCUCCUGAAGUGAGGGCUGGGGCCUCAGACUCUGCACUGGUGACACCCGCAAUUAUGACUUUGUCUACCCUCCUUCUCCAGUUUAUUUUGCAGAUUCUGGUUAAGCAGAGGCUUCAGAACAACUGAACUUGAAACUUACCCUAUAGGGAUGCAGGUGGGAUGCCCAGGGACUAUGGGUUUGGAAAAGCCACACCUUAAGGUUGGCAAGCAAUCAGAGACAACUCUGUGUAGUGAUAAGAGAUCCAAGUAACAUCAGUUACCCUCCUUUUUAUGCUUUUCCUUCCCAGGUGCAGCCUGUGAUUUUGAUGGGAACUGGUAAAUCUGUGCUUCUGCCUCCUGGACUUCUCUGGGGGCCAUGUAUGAGGGGGUCUGAGUAACCUGCUGAUCUGAUGGAGAUCCAGCUUGCCAGGGACUUAGGUUUAUCCUGUUUUGUUUGCUACUGGUUACAAAUUCUAUUUUCUGUACAAUUAGUCAGACUAAAGUUUUCACUGUGUUUAUUUGGCAAAACAAAUUAAACAAAAAGUAAGGUUUUUA
Messenger RNA from Nycticebus coucang (slow loris), 2943 nucleotides. It is a transcript of the gene THAP11, whose product is annotated as THAP domain containing 11. Gene Ontology annotation, molecular function: RNA polymerase II cis-regulatory region sequence-specific DNA binding. Lineage: Eukaryota; Metazoa; Chordata; Mammalia; Primates; Lorisidae. Gene Ontology annotation, biological process: regulation of transcription by RNA polymerase II. The record is from RefSeq and is a predicted model, not a curated record. Gene Ontology annotation, cellular component: nucleoplasm. The coding region runs from base 1340 to 2245 and encodes 301 amino acids. The transcript has a single exon.